Molecule: messenger RNA, 809 nt
Organism: Cylas formicarius (sweet potato weevil)
Lineage: Eukaryota; Metazoa; Arthropoda; Insecta; Coleoptera; Brentidae
Gene: mge
Product: mitochondrial import receptor subunit TOM22 homolog
Exons: 3
Coding region: 117-596 (159 amino acids)
Biological process (GO): intracellular protein transport
Cellular component (GO): mitochondrial outer membrane
Source: RefSeq, a predicted model, not a curated record
UUUAAAGUUAGGUUAGGUUCUUUUAUCUUGCAUAUUACCAAAUGAACACUUUUUUUACGUAUGAAAAUUGAAAAAGCAAUAAUAAUACCUUGUUAGCGACUGUAAAUAAUUCUCUUAUGGCACCAGUUGAAGAUAACGAUAGCGGUAUGGAGUCUCAAGAAGGGUCACAAUCUGUGGACGCAGAAUUCGAAAAAGACUUGCAGGAGGACAGUAGGGAAAAGGAUACGGUUAAAGAAAGAAAACAACCAGCUAUAGAAGCAAGCGAAGACAAUGACGAGCCAGAAGAAACCUUUUCCGAAAGAUUAUGGGGUCUUACUGAAAUGUUUCCCGACUCCUUACGAAAUUUUACUCACGCUACAGUUGUAAACACCAAACAAGGAGUCAAACAGGUGUACAAUUUUUCUCGAAAUGCAUCUUGGAUAGUUUUUAGUACCUCAAUAAUUUUGUUUGCCCCACUUAUUUUUGAAGUGGAAAGGGCAAAUAUGGAGGAAAUGCAGCGAACUCAACAGAAACAGAUGUUAUUGGGACCCAAUAGCGCUAUUUCUGGAGGAGUGCCUCCUCCUCUAAUGCCUCCAAUGCAACAGCAGCAGAGAUAAAGCAUCCAGAAGACCUCUUUAGAUUUUAGUUUUUUUUUAAUUAAUUUAUCAAACUACAGACAUUGUAAAUUAUUUGUUAUUACCUGAUUUACAGUUUUCGUCAGUGGGAUGUUAAUUGCAUUUUCACAACCUAAGUGCAUUCUUUAGGAUGUGAAUACCAUGCUUUGUGUAUAUUUAAUAAAAUAGAUCAUAGAGACCCUACUUUUCUUUAAA